Molecule: messenger RNA, 1475 nt
Organism: Anoplophora glabripennis (Asian longhorned beetle)
Lineage: Eukaryota; Metazoa; Arthropoda; Insecta; Coleoptera; Cerambycidae
Exons: 3
Coding region: 59-655 (198 amino acids)
Source: RefSeq, a predicted model, not a curated record
UGCAGAUACGUUGCCAAACACAAACUUCGUCAUUAGACCGUUAGAUUUUACAAUUUUCAUGUGGAUAUAUUUCAUUAUGAGCGUAGGAUGGGUAGCCCUAUCACUUGAUCAAUUUGUAGCUAUACACUACAACAAAAGGCGGCAAAAACCCAUAAUUUUAAUGUGGAGCAUCUUAACACUGAUCGUUUCAUUGAUCGACUUAAUUUUCACCUGUCUCCUUGUGAGAGAUUAUUCAACUUGCAACGAAUAUUCGGAAGAUACUUAUAACUAUAGUUGCUAUUUAGCAUUUGGCAUAGCAAUGACUCUAGCCGCAAGAGGGUACACGCUUUGGUUGGUGAACGUCAUAUUUUCCUUCUACAUGCUUAGAACGGCCGUAAAUAUCGAGAAAAGGAAGGAUAAGUUUGCCAACUUGUUUUCCGAUCACAGCAUACCGCGGGUGACCAUCCCAAAAGCAAAUAAUACCGCUCCUAUUCGCAGAAGUGAAGAAUUGGAACCGAAUUUUCUGAACCAUGACAAUUCUUUUCCGUCAUUUCUGUACCCAACCGACAAGUUGGACCAAGAGGAUACUCUACGAUCAUUCCAAAGUAGAAGUGACAGAAGCAAUGAAAAUAGGGCUCCGUCGUUCCUAAGUCGUGGUGAAAAGUUUAGUUAUUAAUUUGUGAAAUUAUAAUCUAAUCGUUAAUUCGGGAUAUACCUACAUUUGUACAGAGAUUGUAUAGUUCAAAGGACCGUGGAGGGAAGGUCGGACUUUUACUAACCACCUAGUGUCGGUGAUUCUAACCCGUAGUUACAAAUAAAGUCGAUGGUGGCGCUAAUCACACAAAGGUAGAUCUGGGUACUUUAGAUGCUAGUAACGUCACUAAAUUAGAGUCACUUUAAGUCCUUCACUAAUUCAUUUUUUAAUUGUUUAACAAGAUUAGAAAUAGAUUUAGGAAAUGGUGUCUAUCUGUGAAAUAGAACACCUAGAUUUUUCUAACAUUUUACCAUUUUUAUGUAAGAAGGAUAAAGAAGUUCGAUGUGUUUUCAAUCCAUGCCCUCCUCAACAUUUAGUAUAAGAGAAAAUAUAUUAGUAUAAGAAUUAUAUUUUUAAUUUUUAUAUAUAUUGCGCAUUUAUUUAAAUUUGUCUGUACAAUGCGAACCAUUUUCAGCAAAAAAGUCUGGAUUUUUAUUGUGAUCAAAGACAAGUCAAGGACAUGUCUGGAUAAAUAUUUUUAACGAAAUGUAGCAAAUAAUAAUCACAAAUCUAUCAAUAAAUAUAAUAUAAUAGCUAAUAUUAAUAAAAUAUGUAGUAAUGACAUUUGCCUUUACAAUUUCCAAGUCAGAGGAGACGUCCAGGAAGUCCAUCCUGAGUGACCUUUGACUGACUUGAUCAUUUUAUAUUUAUAGGAUAAUAAAGUCUUAGAUCAUAGGUGAGAAAUUAUUUUUUAUAUUAUUUAUUAUUCGAAAUAAAAUUUUUGUAUAAAUAUCAAUCAUUA